Messenger RNA from Diatraea saccharalis (sugarcane borer), 474 nucleotides. Lineage: Eukaryota; Metazoa; Arthropoda; Insecta; Lepidoptera; Crambidae. The record is from the annotation of a GenBank genome assembly.
AUGAAACAUCCACAAGUGCAACGCCAAAAUCAAAAAGAAGAAAAAGAGAGAAUAAAUCAGCUGGCUGAAAUCACAAGGCAUCCAUGGGUAACAGCUGGUGGCCGAGGCGAGUUAGAACAGGAGUUGCCAAUGAUGGAAGUCGUGCAGACGAGGGUGCUGCCCUCUGCUGAAGCUAUAGACCCAGAUGUGUUACAAGCAAUAUGCAGUUUAGGAUGCUUCAAACAGAGAGAUAAACUUAUACAAGAAUUAUUAAGUCCACAUCACAAUACAGAGAAGGUGAUAUACUUCCUGCUGUUGGAGAGAAAGAGACGGCGGCCCGCGAGAGACGACGAGCCGCGCCCCCCCGCGCCCGCUGCCCCCGCCGACCCCCCGCGCAAGCGGCUCGACACCUGCCGGGUAAACGGUCAAUCGGCCCAUUUUGGCCAGAUAAGCGAAGGUUCGCCGAUCACACCGCGAAGAUCACAGUUUAGGUAA